Molecule: messenger RNA, 2721 nt
Organism: Thecamonas trahens ATCC 50062
Lineage: Eukaryota; Apusomonadida; Apusomonadidae
Product: replication factor C subunit 1
Exons: 2
Coding region: 1-2721 (906 amino acids)
Biological process (GO): DNA repair; DNA replication
Cellular component (GO): nucleus; DNA replication factor C complex
Molecular function (GO): DNA clamp loader activity; ATP hydrolysis activity; DNA binding
Source: RefSeq, a predicted model, not a curated record
AUGGGCGGAGGCGGGAGCAAGCCCAAGCCCAAACCCCAGUCCAAGCCCAAGCCCAAGCCCAAGCCUACUGCCACGCCGAACACCGCCAUCGCCACCGCCACCGCCACCGCCACCGCUACCCCGACUACCGCUUCCCGGCGUCCCAUCGUCCUCGACUCGUCCUCCGAUGACGACUUUAUGGCUCCGCCGCCAAAGGUUGUUGCCACUGCGCCUAUGGCAAAGUCCGCCAACAAGCAAAAGCGGAAGGCUGUGCCCAUCUCUAUCGUUCCCGUCGGGCCGAGAUCAGCGCCCAUCAUCCCGGGCUCAUCGCGUCCACCGUCAACAGGUAAGGCACGCCCGCCGGUCCGCAUCGCUCCGAAAGCGUCAUCAGCAUCGCCAUCGCCGUUGCCAUCUUCAGCCAAGCCUGCACCCAAGCCGGCAGCAGCCAAGCCUCAGACAUCCAAGCCGGCAGCAGCCAAGCCUCAGACAGCCAAGCCGGCAGCAACCAAGCCUCAGACAGCCAAGCCGGCAGCAACCAAGCCUCAGACAGCCAAGCCGACAGCAGCCAAGCAUCAGGCAUUCAAGCCACCCACAGCCAAGCCACCCGCGCCCAAGACAACCCAAUCGGCGCCGCCGAACCUGCUCCCGCCUCCCAAGUCGACGAUUGAUGUGGUGGCGGCGGGCGCGCCCAAGUUCUCGGAUGUGGGCGUGACGGCGUCAUUUGACGAGACGGUGGUGCUGGACAAGGCCGGCGUUCCCAAGGGCAAACCGUACUGUAUGCAGGGCUUGCACAUUUGCGUCACCGGCCAGCUGCGCGCCCUCGAGCGAAAUGCCUUCCACGACCUUGUCCUUCGCUACGGCGGCAAGCCGGCCAAGUCGGUGACCAAGAAGCUCCACUACCUGGUCAUCGGCGAGGCUCCCGGCGAGGCCAAGCUCAAGAAGGCCAAGGCGCAGAACGUGACUAUCCUCUCUGAGGACGACUUCUUUGCCUGGUAUCCCACCUUGCCCGAGCAGGCGUACGCGCCGUCCAAGACGACCAAGGCCAAGACAAGCAAGGCGGCACAGGCGUUGGCGAGCCGGGCAUCUGCCCCGACCUCGGCUGCACGCCCGACCUCGCUCCCGGCCACGGCCAAGGCUGCCGUCGAUCCGUCGAGCCAGCUAUGGACGGUCAAGUACGCGCCGCAGACGGUGGGCGACUUGGUGGGCAACACGACCAAGAUCGAGAACCUCUCGCUGUGGCUGGCCAACUGGCACACCGCCUUCCGCUCAGGCGUGGCAGUCAAGAUCAAGAACUCGAGCGGUAAGCCUGUUCCGCUCAAGUCGCGGGCGGUCCUCCUCUCGGGCCAACCCGGCAUCGGAAAGACGUCGGCCGCGCUGCUGGUUGCCCGUGCCGCCGGCUUCCACCCGAUCGAGUUCAACGCAUCGGACACGCGGUCGAAGACCUCGCUCCGGGCGCACGUCAAGAGCCUCACCGAGAACAAGACCAUGCAUCAGUUCUUUGGCGGUGCGAGCACGGCACGGGAGACCAAGAAGCAUGUGCUCAUCAUGGACGAGGUCGACGGUAUGUCGUCCGGCGACCGUGGCGGCCUCGCCGAGCUGGCCGCCAUCAUCAAGACCACCAAGGUUCCCAUCAUCUGCAUGUGCAACGACGCGGCGUCGCCCAAGAUGCGGACGUUCAAGAACCACACGUACCUGCUCCCGUUCCAGCGCCCGACCGCGGCGCAGAUCAAGCACCGGGUCGUCUCCAUCGCCGCCGCCGAGGGCCUCGCCCUCGAGCCGGCCGCCGUCGACUCGCUCGUUGCGCAGACCGGCGCCGACAUCCGGCAGAUCCUCAAUCUCAUGCAGAUGUGGGCUGUCGACGCCCAGAUUGUCAACUACGAGACGGUGCAAAAGACGCUCGCCACAGGCGGGAAGAACAUCGACCGCGGCCCGUUCCAGCUCAUGGAGGACUUUCUCAAGGGCGACAACUUUCGAGCGCUCGGCGCCAUGGGCUGCCUCAACGCGUACUUUGGCGACCCGUCGCUCGUCCCGCUCCUUGUCCAGGAGAACUACCUGUCAACCCGCCCGUUCCAGGCCCAGCCGGGCAACCCGAUCCGGACCUGCGACAUGAUGAAGCGCUCUGCCGACGCCAUCGCCUACGCAGACAUCCUCGAGACCCGCGCCCGCUCGGUCCAGUCGUGGAAGUACAUGCCCAUCCACGCCGUCCUCUCCUGCGCCGUACCGGGCUUUUACAUGCAUGGACACAUGCAUCGCCCUGCCUUCUCCGCCUGGCUUGGCAAGUACUCCAAGGCCACUCGCCUCUCGCGCCUCAACCGUGAGCUCACCAUCCACAUGCGCCUCCGCAUCUCGGCCUCGCCCGAUGCCGUCGUCUGCGACUACCUGCCUACUCUCGCCUCGCUCCUCGCCCUCCCGCUCGCCCACGAGACCGGCGUCGACGCCAUGAUCGAGCGCAUGGCCUACUACUAUCUUACUCGCGACGACUGGUCGAACAUCAUGGAGCUCGCCGCUCGCUCGCCGAAGCUCAAGGCUACCACCUCGUCCAUCUCUGGCAAGACCAAAGCCGCCUUUACCCGCGCCUACAAGAAGCGCGCCGCAUCCCUCGCCCUGCCGUACACCACUGCCGCGACCACAAAAGCCGUGUACAAGGGCGGCAAGUCGGACGGGAAGAAGGCGCCCAAGCCUGUCCUCCCGCUCUCGGACGACGACGACGACGACGACGCAAACUCAUCCGUUCGACUUUGA